Messenger RNA from Didymodactylos carnosus, 432 nucleotides. The record is from the annotation of a GenBank genome assembly. Lineage: Eukaryota; Metazoa; Rotifera; Eurotatoria; Philodinida; Philodinidae.
AUGUACAACGCCAAUCAUCCCCAUGAUUAUAAUUGUCAAGUCCGAUGGGAAGCGGAAGAUGGUUGUUUGUUAACCACCGCUGCAGCCUAUGAUAUGGAAUCAGACGACCAUCCUGAUUGCACAUGUCCUCAUCGUCCAUACAAAGACCCAAGACAGCCAAAUAGCUGGUCGCUACAAAAGGCCUUACGGUUGGGAUAUGGUUUGUUUCUUGACAAGUAUCACACAUGCACAAACUGGGCAGCUGGCAUUGAUUCAACUUUAAGAACGUUUGAAUUUGAUAAUCUUUUACAUUAUGAGCAGCCAAAAACACCAGCAAAAUUACCAACAUUUCCAUCGCCAGAAUUAGUAUCACAACAGCAAUUAGAGCCCGCUCAACAUACGGACAAUAGUUCCAUACUGGCACAAUCAGAUCAUCAUACAAUUUCAGCUUAG